Messenger RNA from Oryza brachyantha (malo sina), 1495 nucleotides. RefSeq names its product E3 ubiquitin-protein ligase At1g12760-like. NCBI's taxonomy places the organism in Eukaryota, Viridiplantae, Streptophyta, Magnoliopsida, Poales, Poaceae. The coding region runs from base 85 to 1212 and encodes 375 amino acids. The record is from RefSeq and is a predicted model, not a curated record. The transcript has 5 exons.
CCCACCCCAAUUCCUCCCUCCCCAGAGGAGCAGGCCUCUCUCUCCCCUCCUCCUCCUCGAUCUGCCUGCAAGGGGGCCUCCUCGAUGGCGACGCCUCGCUCCCCGAGCACCCGGGGCGAUGCGCUCCUCGACUCGGCGCCCCUGCUCGGCGGCGGCGGCAGCCGGCGACGUGGGGGCGCGCUCCGCCGGCCGUCGCUCCGCGGCGCGGCCCGGCUGCUGCGGCGCGGCGGGCGGCGCGCGAUGCGGGAGCCGUCGGUGCUGGUGCGGGAGGCGGCCGCGGAGCACCUCGAGGAGCGGCAGGCGGACUGGGCCUACUCCCGCCCCGUCGUGGCGCUCGACCUGCUCUGGAACCUCGCCUUCAUCACCGUCGCCGCCGUCGUGCUCGUGCUCAGCCGAAACGAGAACUCGCCCAUGCCUCUCCGGACCUGGGUCGCCGGCUACGCCCUGCAGUGCGUCGUCCACAUGGUCUGCGUCGCCAUCGAGUACCGGAUGCGCCACGGCCAGCGUGAUAGGGCCCCAGCAUCCGCCGACGAGGAAAGGGGAAGUGACGGGUCGUCCUCAUCUAGUGAUGACGAUGUCGGGGAGGAUGAUCGACGUGGUCGCCGCACCGAUUGCGUCAGUAUUGCAAAGCACCUGGAGUCGGCUAAUACAAUGUUCUCCUUCAUAUGGUGGAUAAUUGGAUUUUACUGGAUAUCUGCUGGUGGUGAAGAGGUUAUCCGUGAUGCACCUCAGCUUUACUGGCUUUGCAUAGUCUUUCUGGCGUUUGACGUUUUCUUUGUUGUAUUCUGUGUUGCUCUGGCUUGCAUCAUCGGCAUUGCUGUUUGUUGCUGCCUCCCUUGCAUUAUAGCUAUUCUGUAUGCUGUUUCUGAUCAGGAAGGAGCAUCUGAAGAUGACAUUCGCCAAAUUCCAAGAUAUAAAUUUCGGAGGACUGAUGAGCCUGAAAAACAAACGACUGAUGAGACACCUUUUGGUGGAAUAAUGACAGAGUGUGGCACCAACCAACCUAUUGAAAAAGUACUCGCACCUGAAGAUGCAGAGUGUUGCAUUUGCCUUUCGGCUUAUGAUGAUGGUGCAGAGCUGCGUGAACUCCCCUGUGAGCACCAUUUCCACUGUGCGUGCAUUGAUAAAUGGCUGCAUAUCAAUGCAACAUGCCCCCUGUGCAAGUUCAAUAUCCGGAAAAGUGGCAGUAGCAGUGGAAGCGAAGAAGUAUGAUCGUGUGAAUAUCCUCUGGUUGAGAACGCCGAUCCAUUUCAACUUCACACCUGUGUCUCUGCUAAUGCAACUGCAGGACCUGAUCACUGUAAAUUUUUUGUAUCCAAAAUGUGUGAUUAGCGUCAUAUAUGUACUUGAAGUGACCCAGACUGCUGUUCAUACCCACAUACAUGGUUGUCCGAUGCGUCUUUUACUGUCUGGAUCAUAUGCUUUAGCUACCCAGUGAGUUGUAAUCCUUCGAGUGAUUCUUACUUUUCUUGCCUCUGUUAGGAUGGUUUGUGCU